GACUCCUAGCUAUUCCACAAUGAAAAUAUUGAACGUAGCAGAAAAAAACGAUGCAGCCAAGAAUAUUGCAACCAUUUUGAGCAAUAAUAGAAUGCGGAGAGUAAACCUAGUCUUCUAUGUAUUUUUCCAGAGAGAAGGAUUUUCAGUUUAUAAUAAGAUAUACGACUUUAAUUUUACCUUCAAUGGUAAGGCAACAAACAUGAUUAUGACAUCUGCUCGAGCGAAAAUAAUAUAUAGGCAAUCUUGCGAUCCUAUAGUCCUUUUUGAGGCUCCUGUGGAAAAAAUUAUCAUGAAGGACUAUGAACCAAUUAAUAAAACGUUGCGACGCGAGGCGAGAUAUUCAGAUAUCCUCAUAAUCUGGACUGAUUGUGAUAGAGAGGGUGAGAACAUCGGCUUCGAAAUUAUUGAAGAAUGCAAGGAGGUUAAACCUAAUAUCCGAGUCUUCAGAGCCAAAUUUUCUGAGAUUACUCCAAGUUCUAUACAUCACGCAAUCGCCAAUCUGGUUAGUCCUGAUCCAUUAGCUAACGAAGCUGUUAAUGCUCGUCAAGAACUUGACCUGCGUAUCGGAGCUGCCUUUACUCGAUUCCAGACACUUCGUCUUCGUCGCGUCUUUCCACAAAUUUUGGCCAAUCAACUGAUAUCUUAUGGCUCCUGCCAGUUUCCAACUCUCGGCUUUGUGGUAGAUCGCUUCAAGGAGGUUGACCGAUUUGUGUCAGAGCCCUUUUGGCGUAUCAUUGGUGCAGUAACUGGAGUUCGAUGA
Messenger RNA from Protopolystoma xenopodis, 760 nucleotides. NCBI's taxonomy places the organism in Eukaryota, Metazoa, Platyhelminthes, Monogenea, Polystomatidea, Polystomatidae. The record is from the annotation of a GenBank genome assembly.